Messenger RNA from Neogale vison (American mink), 2526 nucleotides. RefSeq names its product AFG3-like protein 1. The transcript is spliced from 5 exons. The record is from RefSeq and is a predicted model, not a curated record. Bases 1612 to 2205 code for a protein of 197 amino acids. Gene Ontology annotation, molecular function: ATP hydrolysis activity; ATP binding. Gene Ontology annotation, cellular component: m-AAA complex. Gene Ontology annotation, biological process: protein-containing complex assembly; mitochondrial protein processing. Lineage: Eukaryota; Metazoa; Chordata; Mammalia; Carnivora; Mustelidae.
UGCCCUUCAUCACCGUGAAUGGGUCGGAGUUCCUGGAAAUGUUGGUUGGCGUGGGCCAGCGAGGGUAGCAAGGCCAGGGGCACCGUGGAGCCCGGAAUGAGCAGGAGAACACACUGAACCAGAUGCUUGUGGAGCUGGACAGUGAGCGGCUGCCAGUGACCGCGCUGAGACCAGGUCUGUGCCGUCAGCACCGCUAGGCCCUCCUCCAGCCUUUUGUUCCUGUAAACUCCCUGGGUGAGAAUCCUUGAUGGGUCCGUUUUUAGAAGGCUGCUUCCCAGCAGAGGUAGUGGAGAAAGCUGUGUUAGAUCAACACUGGCCCCAGGAGUCAGCGAUAGGAUGAGGGGUCCAUGUACCCUGCCUGUGGCCCAGCAGCAGGAGGGGUUAGCAGCGGUGCGGUGGCGGAAGUCCUGUUGGGGAGGUGGACCGGCCAGAUGGGGGCUCCCCUGCCCCUCCUCUCCUAGGCCUUGGUGCCCACAGGGUGGUGCCGUUGGAGCAUGUGUUGCUUCCUGUCUCAGCCUCUCCUGGUGUCUUCCUGGACUCAGAAUCGCAUGCGUGGGCAGGCCUGCCUUGUCCCAAAAUCUCUCUCCUGGUUAAGACUCUUCCUCAGAGUGGUUCCAGCCAAGUGUGUCUGGGAGCUUGUUAGGCGUGCUGAAGCUUCCCUGGAAACGUCUAGUGUUGAUGCUACUUUUCAAAUUUGGAGAAUUUGGUGGCAAGUUUGGAUCUUCACUUUGGGGUUGCCGGGAAUUCCCUGGGUUCGGGGGUUCACUACGAGGACACCCAGAGCCUCAGGUGUGUGCAUGUCCGUGACUGCGACUGACGCCAGACCCAGAACAGGGUCUGUGCAGGGAAGGCUGUGGAAAGGGAGGUCGGCUGCAGCCUCCCUGAGGACGGGGCGGGGGGUGCCGAUCUCCCUUCGUGGAGCUGCGGCGACACACGGGUGUGUUCACUCUGUACUCAGUUCGUGCCGCCGUCCCGCAGACGCACAGCACACACUACUGUCUGCGCCCGCCGUCGAGGCAUGGACAGCCCCUCCCAAACCUCCGGUCCCAGAGUGCGCUGAGGGCUGCCCUGGAAGCUGACCCUGAGAGGAUGAACUGUUCGGCCUGCUGUGUUAUUUUCUUUCUGCGCAGACCAAAACAUUUCCAGAAUCUUCCAUUAUCCUCAGAAUUUGAUGAUGAUUCUGUUCUGAGAUCUCAGAGGACUGAUGGGAGGGACCAUUCAGGGGGGACAGUGGGUGGGGGCACCAGCCUUCUUCUCUCGGCAGCCUGCCCUGCCCUGGAGUAGGCCAGCUCCUUGUAAGUCCAGCAGGGCCGGCCGGAUGGAGGCCUCGGCAGGUGGCUGGGGCACUGACAGCGGAGGGUCUCCUCACUCCCUGGGUGGGGGUAACAGGUGGCAUCAGGCUGUCAGGAACCAGUGAUGAGUCACGGUGGGGGUCCACACCCUGAGACCGGGACAUGGAGAUCCCUGUUAGCUGAGGAGGGUCUGGUUACUCUUUGACAGCUGUGUCUCAGCCAGAGCAGUGGGGUCGGCCAGUACCAGAGCCAGGGGUGUGCUGCUGGGUGCCUGCCUGUGAAUGCUCAGAGCGAGAGGCUCUCAGAGCCAGCCCUGGGCAUGAGCGCGUGCCCUGGUAAGCAGCCUCUGCUGGCAGUGUGGAGGAAGCAGAGGGCGAGCCAGCGAAGGGCCACUCAGGGUGGCCAGUGGACCUGGCAGGACAGGCAUCUGUGCGGAAGAGGACCUGCUCUCAGCACCCAAGGGAGAAGGACAGCUAGGUACACAGUGCUGUCCUCGUGGGCACCGCCUGAGCUCUCUUCUUGGGUUCACUUGCUUCUCCUGCCCAGGGUUCGCCUCUCCACGAGCGCUGUGGUGCUGGCUGGCCCCAGCUGCCCUGCCCUCCUCCACCCGGCCCUGACGCAGCCCGGCCUGUCUGACUGCGUGUUGCGUGUCGGCACCCCUGACGUCAGAGGCAGGUCCUCCAUCUUCAGAGUCCACCUGUGCCCGCUGAAGCUAGACAAGAGCCUCCAGAAGGACAUGCUAGCGGGAAAGCUCCUGGUGCUCGUGUGCUGCUUCCCGGAUUGUGCGCUUCGGAUGAGCGAAGAGCUGGGACAGGUGUACUGUGACCUCUACCGGCGAGGCGAGAUGCUGGUAGGGAAGCCGGAUGGCGAGGCCACGGGCCAGCUCAUUGCUGAGCAGGUGGGGCCCCUGUGAGCGCCGGCAAGCGGGACCUGGACCUGCUGACCCGGUGCCGAGAGCAGCUGGAGUGGGUGGGCAGGUGCUGCUGGAGGAGGUGCUGCUGGGUCCCGGCCCUCUGUGGAGAACCGGCCUCUGUGAGCAGUCUGUGCAAGGCACCAAGGCACCGGCAGCCUGCAGGAGGACGUCUCCCUUCCCCAGGGGCUGAAGGGCUGGAGCCGGGGGCGUGAGGAGGGCAGUGCAGAGGGCUGCCUCCAGGAGAGCCCAGCCUAGUGACCUUGGCUGUGAAAGCAGCUGCCCAAAUCUCUGGAAGACAAAAUAAAACAUGGUAACAGCAAA